AUGUCGGAAUUAUGGUACCAGCAGCCUGCGGAGGACUGGAAUUCAGCCCUACCAGUCGGGAACGGGCGCUUAGGCGCCAUGGUGUAUGGACGCACCGACACCGAAAUGCUACAGCUCAAUGAGGAUUCAGUGUGGUAUGGAGGACCACAAGAUCGCAAUCCGCAAGACGCGCUCGAGUAUCUGCCGCAUCUGAGAGAGGCUAUACGCGCGGAAAAUCAUGCCGAAGCUGAGAAGAUCGCCAAGCUGGCGUUUUUCGCUAACCCGAUCAGCCAGCGAAACUACGAGCCGCUCGGUAACCUAUUCUUGGAUUUGGGACAUGAUCCCAGUCAGGUUACAGGCUAUCGGCGCUCACUGGAUCUCGCGGGUGCUACGGCGCAUGUCAGCUAUGAGUACCAUGGUGUUCGCUUCGACCGUGAAGUCCUGGCUAGUUACCCGGAUGAUGUGCUUGCGAUCAGAUUGCGUUCGUCGAGCAAGGCUGAGUUUGUCGUUCGCUUGACGCGCAUGAGUGACUUGGAAUUUGAAACAAACGAAUGGCUUGACGAUGUCAGUGCUACCAGCAACUCUAUUACCAUGCAUGUCACGCCUGGGGGUAGGAACAGUAAUCGAGCGUGCUGCAUCGUAUCAGUUCGUUGCGACAGUGCUGAGAGUACAAUUACUAAGAUUGGAAAUAAUCUGGUGGUGAACUCCAGUGAUACUCUGCUGGCCAUUGCGGCGCAAACUACAUUUCGAUAUGAAGACAUUGAUCAGCGAACCAAGCAAGAUGCAGAGAAUGCCUUGGGCCACUCUCUAGAGAAUCUCCGCACCCGUCAUGUUGCGGACUACCAGUCGUUGUACAGCCGAAUGGAAUUGCAACUUGGGCCGGACUCUCCUGAAAUCCCAACCGACCAGCAUCUGAAGUCUUCUCGAGAUCCUGGGCUCAUCGCACUCUAUCACAACUACAAUCGUUAUCUCCUGAUAUCAUGUAGUCGGGAUGGACACAAGUCGCUUCCUGCAAACCUCCAGGGGAUAUGGAACCCAUCCUUCCAUCCAGCAUGGGGCUCCAGGUUCACCACCAAUGUCAAUCUUCAAAUGAACUACUGGUCUGCAAAUGUGUGUAACCUGUCAGAAUGCGAGCUUCCUUUGUUUGAUCUACUGGAGCGCAUGGUUGAACCUGGCAAAGCCACAGCUCGGACCAUGUACGGAUGUCGGGGAUGGACAGCCCAUUCCAACACUGAUAUUUGGGCCGAUACAGCCCCCGUUGAUCGAUGGAUGCCGGCAAGUAUCUGGCCUCUAGGUGGUGCAUGGCUCUGCUACCACAUUUGGGAUCAUUUUCAAUAUACCUGCGACAAAGAGUUCCUUCGUCGGAUGUUUCCCACCCUGCGUGGGUGUGUGGAGUUUCUCCUCGACUUCCUGAUCGAAGACGCCAAUGGAGAAUACCUUGUCACCAGCCCGUCUGCUUCUCCAGAAAAUUCGUUCUACGACCACAAGGGACAAAAGGGCGUAUUGUGUGAAGGAUCAACGAUCGAUAUCCAAAUCAUUGGUGCUAUUCUGGACGCCUUCCAAUCCUGCGCAAAGAGACUCGGUCUCGAGGAUGUCCUUCUUCCAGCAGUUCAAGCUACAAGGUCCCGCCUCCCACCAAUGCAGAUCUCCCCUGCUGGGUAUCUACAGGAAUGGGCCACCGACUACGCCGAGGUCGAACCCGGACACCGUCAUACGUCCCAUCUAUGGGCCCUACACCCCGGAAAUGCAAUUAUGCCAGCAAAAACCCCCAGCUGGCAGAAGCUCCUACGUCGACGCGCGGAGCACGGUGGUGGCCAUACUGGCUGGAGUCGUGCGUGGCUGAUCAACCUGCACGCACGUUUACUCGAAGCCGAGGAAUGCAGCAAGCAUCUAGACUUGCUUUUGUCCAGGUCUACUUUGUCAAAUCUGCUGGACAGUCACCCUCCAUUCCAGAUUGAUGGUAACUUUGGUGGUGGGGCUGGUAUUAUCGAAAUGCUGGUCCAAUCCCACGAGCCUGGGGUAAUUCGCGUCCUUCCAGCGUGUCCGAAGGACUGGACUGGAUCCAUCCGGGGAGUGCGGGCACGCGGUGGGUUUGAGCUGCAAUUUAAUUUUGAAAAUGGCCGAGUUGUAGGUGGAGUGACUGUAAUUUCGGAGCGAGGAGAGACUGUUGUUGUUUAUGUCAACGAGUUACAAGUAGAGAUUACUGGUCGUGGUGAGCAUAAGAUCAACUAG
Molecule: messenger RNA, 2211 nt
Organism: Penicillium samsonianum
Lineage: Eukaryota; Fungi; Ascomycota; Eurotiomycetes; Eurotiales; Aspergillaceae
Product: glycoside hydrolase family 95 protein
Exons: 2
Coding region: 1-2211 (736 amino acids)
Biological process (GO): carbohydrate metabolic process
Molecular function (GO): alpha-L-fucosidase activity
Source: RefSeq, a predicted model, not a curated record